AUGUCUACCUUUUGGUGGAGCUCUAUGGAGAAUCAUCGUAAAAUCCACUGGAUAGCUUGUGACAGGCUGUGUUUGACAAAGGAUCAAGGGGGCCUCGGUUUUAAAGACAUUGAGUUGUUCAACCAGGCCUUAUUGGCAAAGCAAGCUUGGAGAUUGAUCCAUUAUCCAAAUUGCCUUUUCUCCCGGUUCAUGAAAAGUAGAUAUUUCAAUGACAUGCCUUUUAUGUUAGCGGAUUAUGGUAAGAGACCAUCAUUUGCUUGGCGUAGCAUUCUACAUGAGAGAGCUCUUUUAGAGAAAGGGUUAAAUCAAAGAGUUGGGGAUGGAGUCUCUCUUAAAGUUUGGACCUCUCUUUGGUUGGAAGAUGACAGGAUUCGGGCACCUCUCAUGAAGAAUAUACUCGUGGAUCUUGAACUUUCGGUUCAUGAAUUGAUAAACCAAGAUACAAGAGACUGGUGUCCCACAGCCUUGGAGGAGCAUUUCUUUCAUUGA
Molecule: messenger RNA, 489 nt
Organism: Camelina sativa (false flax)
Lineage: Eukaryota; Viridiplantae; Streptophyta; Magnoliopsida; Brassicales; Brassicaceae
Source: RefSeq, a predicted model, not a curated record